Messenger RNA from Helianthus annuus (common sunflower), 630 nucleotides. RefSeq lists its product as uncharacterized. The transcript has 2 exons. The record is from RefSeq and is a predicted model, not a curated record. Bases 1 to 630 code for a protein of 209 amino acids. NCBI's taxonomy places the organism in Eukaryota, Viridiplantae, Streptophyta, Magnoliopsida, Asterales, Asteraceae.
AUGGGACGCGAUUUUGUCCGAGGUUCAAAGGAUAAAUGGUUAUGGGGAGCGGAUGUUAAAGAUUCCUUCACAGUGGCGAUGGUUAAACAAUUAUAUAGAGAGGAUAAUGAGGUGGGCCGUGACCAUAAAAUGCGAUGGGAGUCUUGGGUGCCGUCGACGGUGAAUAUCUUUGUUUGGAGAGCUGAAAUGGAUCGUAUUCCAACUAAAGCGGCUUUGAUUAGACGAAGGAUAAACAUUCAAGAUGGUGCGUGUGCCUUGUGCGGUUUCGGAGAGGAAGACGUGAUGCAUCUUUUCACGGGGUGUAGUUUUGCUUUUGGAGUCUGGGAUUCAGUUGGCCGUUGGUGUAAUAUUAUGCCUAUUAUGGCUUUUGAUUUUAAAGAUUUGUUGGGCAUUCACGAGCAGGUUUCCGGGUGCAAGUGGGCGAAAAAAGUGAUUAGAGGUAUCGUUAUGAUUUCUUGUUGGGUGUUAUGGAUAAAGCGGAAUGAUAAAGUUUUCCACGGCUCUUCUCCGAAGGUUGUUGAUGCGGUUGCUUUAGUCAAAUCUGGGUCUUUUUUGUGGUUAAAAAGUAGGUCUAAAUUUUCCGACUUAUUAUGGAAAGACCGGGUGCAUAAUCCUUUGUAUAUGAUGUAA